ACGCGUCCAGAAUAAAAAUGGGAGGGCCUCACGCGGAUUGUUUUUAUUUAUUUCUUUGUGUCUAGUGGUAGGAAAACAAUUGACAGUCCCGCUUUCGCGUAGCGAUGCUCAUCAGUAUUAGGACAGUCACGUAGUUUCCCCUCGAGUGUUCAAAGUGACGGGAAUCUAAAGGGUGGAGGAGGAUGAAGCGGCGCAAUGCGGACUGCAGCAAACUCCGUCGCCCGUUGAAACGGAACCGAAUAACCGAGGGUAUUCACAGCAGCAGUACCCUCCUGUACCUGAAGUUCUUGGUCGUUUGGGCGCUGGUUCUGCUGGCCGAUUUUGCGCUGGAGUUCAGGUUCGAGUACCUGUGGCCUUUCUGGCUUUUUAUCAGGAGCGUUUACGAUUCCUUUAGAUAUCAGGGACUGGCGUUCUCUGUGUUCUUUGUGUGUGUCGCAUUCACAUCAGACAUCAUCUGCCUGCUGUUCAUCCCCAAGCAAUGGCUGUUCUUCGCCGCCAGCACGUAUGUCUGGGUACAGUACGUGUGGCAUACAGAGCGAGGUGUGUGUCUGCCGACUGUCUCUCUCUGGGUUCUCUUCGUCUACAUCGAAGCAGCCAUCCGAUUCAAGGAUUUGAAACAUUUUCACGUAGACCUUUGCCGUCCAUUCGCAGCUCACUGCAUUGGCUAUCCCGUGGUGACGCUGGGCUUCGGAUUCAAGAGUUAUGUGAGCUAUAAGAUACGUCUGCGGAAACAAAAGGAGGUGCAGAAGGAAAAUGAGUUCUACAUGCAGCUCCUACAGCAGGCCCUGCCUCCAGAACAACAGAUGCUUCAGAGACCGGAGCGAGAGACAGAGGAGGCCACUUCAAAAGGCUUGUUUGAAGCAGACGCGUUGAUAGCGGCUCAGAACGGCACUGCUGUUACCAAGAAACUUCCCGUCUCUCUGCCUGAACUGGAGUACAAGGAGAAGGCCAAAGACAAAAAACAGCAGCAGCACAGCAUAGGAAUAAACAACAACAUCCUUCAGACUGUGGAUGCUAAACUACAAGACAUUGAGUAUAUGGAGAACCACCUAAACACUAAGAGACUCAACAACGAGCUUGGCAGCAGUGCCGAGAACCUGUUUCAGAAAGAGGAGGCAGGCGGUGGAGGCGGAGGCUCUGCCACCUCCAAACAUUACAAAAACUCCUCCCCCCACAGCCACAACUCCACCAAUGGCAGCGUACCAUCCUCCUCAUCCAGUAGGAGUGAAAAGAAGCAGAAGUGUGCAGGGAAGAACCUUGCACCUCACAGAGAUCUGAUGGAGAACUGUAUACCUAACAACCAGCUCAGUAAGCCAGAAACAUUAGUGCGGCUUGAGCAGGACAUAAAGAAGUUGAAGGCUGACCUGCAGGCGAGCAGACAGGUGGAACAAGACCUGCGCAGUCAGAUCAGCUCCCUGAGCAGCGCUGAGAGGAGCAUGCGUUCUGAGCUCGGUCAGCUCCGCCAGGAGAACGAGUUGCUGCAGAACAAGCUUCAUAACGCUGUGCAGGCCAAGCAGAAAGACAAGCAAACGAUUGUGCAGCUAGAGAAGCGGCUCAAGGCAGAACAGGAAGUGCGAGCUGCAGUGGAAAAGCAACUUGCAGAAGAGAAGAAAAGAAAGAAGAUGGAAGAGGCCACAGCUGCACGUGCUGUGGCUUUGGCGGCUGCCUCCAGAGGAGAGUGCACAGACUCACUGAGGAGUCGCAUACGUGAGCUGGAGUCGGAGUGCAAGAAGCUCACACAUGACAUGAAGCUAAAGGAGGAACAAAUCAGAGAGCUCGAGCUCAAAGCGCAAGAGUUACGCAAAUAUAAGGAGAACGAAAAGGACAUGGAGGUUCUGAUAUCAGCGCUGUCGGCCAUGCAGGACAAGACCCAGCACCUAGAGAACAGUCUGAGUGCUGAGACCAGGAUCAAACUGGAUCUCUUUUCAGCGCUCGGAGAUGCCAAGAGACAGCUAGAGAUCGCUCAAGGUCAGAUUUUGCAGAAGGAGCAGGAGAUAAAAGAGUUGAAGCAGAAGAUCGCAGAGGUCAUGGCGGUCAUGCCCAGCAUCACCUACUCGGCAGAGACCAACAGCAUGACCCCUGUGACCCCACAUUACUCCUCCAAGUUCAUGGACACCAGUCCUUCCAGCUUGGACCCCAAUGCCUCCGUCUACCAGCCGCUCAAGAAGUGAAUGUCCACUCACAUAGUCCAAUUUGCUCUUUGAUUAGUCGAAAAAGUUCAGUAUGCAAACCAAUGGGAUGGGGUAGUAUUUUUGUUUGAUUUACCCCUCCUCUGUUGGUAUGGAGGUUGAUUAAAAUAAGUGGAAAAAUAUAGAGGGGAAAAAGGGAUGUCUCAUUUACUAGAACUGCCCUCCUUGUGUUUUUAGGUUACUUUUGAAGCUCUUACACCUAAAAUCUUUUCUUGGUAAUGGCACUUUAGCCUGUUGUGGUUCUUUUUGACGUCCUCCAUUUGUUUUGUGAGGUCUUUUAUGAAGAUCUUUCAUGAUUUUAUUUAGCACCUUUUCAUCCAUGUGUUGAAUCUGAACAGUUUUAUGUGCCAGAAAUGGUGGCAUGACUUCUUUUACUUCCCUGGUAUAAACGUACCAUCUUUAAGUUUAUUAAAUGUAAAAAGAAAAGGGAAAACGUGUUGAGAAGACAGAAGUAUUUGUGAUGGAAAACAUUGUGUUUGUUGCAAUGGAGUGAUUAAGAAUGCAUUUCAGUUCAAGUAUGAGCGUAGUAUUGUACAUCUCUGUUUUUCAAGGGAGGUAAAAAGCAUUUCAUUGCAGAUGUUGAAUCAGAAUUGGAAAAAUGUUAGGUUUCUGUAUCUCCUGUGGAAGGUUUUUUUUUUUUUUUUUUUUUUUUUUUUUAAUUAAAAAG
Molecule: messenger RNA, 2856 nt
Organism: Carassius carassius (crucian carp)
Lineage: Eukaryota; Metazoa; Chordata; Actinopteri; Cypriniformes; Cyprinidae
Product: macoilin-1-like
Exons: 11
Coding region: 183-2171 (662 amino acids)
Biological process (GO): neuronal signal transduction
Cellular component (GO): rough endoplasmic reticulum membrane
Source: RefSeq, a predicted model, not a curated record